UUAAGAAAUCUGAGCACGCUGGAAUACCUAUACUUGGAGGGAUCUUCCUUAAAUGACAACUUUCUGGCAAACAUUGGACAAAUGACUUCUCUUAAAGUAUUGAAUAUGCCUGGUGGUGGAAAUAAUGGCACCCUCCCUAAUCAAGGUUGGUGUGAACUCAAACAAAUUGAAGAGCUGGAUUUCUUAGACAAUAAUUAUGGGGGAACACUGCCUUCGUGUCUUGAAAACUUGACAUCACUUCGAUGGUUGUGUUUGGCUGGGAAUAACUUAGGCGGAAAUAUAGCAUCACAUUCUAUUUGGAGGAGACUCACAUCACUUGAGUACCUGCAUAUUGCAGAUAACCAAUUUGAAGUUCCUCUGUCAUUCAGCCAAUUUUCCAACCAUACAAAAUUGAUCUACUUGAAUGUUGGUUCUAAUACAAUAAUUACAGAUACCGAAUUCCAAAAUUGGAUCCCAAAUUUCCAGCUAGAGUUUUUUGCUAUCCGAAGAUGUAUAAACCUUCAAAAAUUGCCUUCUUUCCUUCACUACCAAUAUGACUUGAGGAUUCUUGCUAUUGAAGGAAAUCAAUUGUCAGGGAUCUUUCCAACAUGGUUGUUAGAAAAUAACACCAAACUUGCAGCGAUUUAUAGUAGAGAUAAUGCUUUCAACGGACCAUUCAAGUUGCCAUCGAGUCGUCACCUCCAUCUUCAGACGAUUGAUGUUUCUAAUAACAAAAUAAAUGGGCAUAUUCCAGAAAAUAUGAAUUCAGCAUUCCCAAAGCUUACUUUUUUGAACAUGUCACAAAAUUAUCUUGAAGGUCCUAUACCUUCCAAGAUUAGCGGCAUUCAUUUAAAAAUUCUAGACUCAUCUCUCAAUUUCUUGUCUGGAGAAGUUCCUGGUGAUCUGGCAAUUGGUUCUCCACAAUUGUUCUACCUUAGGUUGUCAAACAACAAACUUAAAGGAAAAAUAUUUUCGGACGAGUUCAGACCACAUAUAUUAUCCUUUUUGUAUUUGAAUGAUAAUAACUUUGAAGGUGCACUACCUAGUAACGUUUUUCUCAGCUCCCUUAUUACACUGGACGCUAGCAGGAAUAAUUUCUCCGGAGAAAUUCCAGGAUGCAUUAGGGAUAACAGAAGAUUGUUACAGCUUGAAUUGUCCAAAAAUCAUCUCCAAGGUUUGAUUCCAGUUGAGAUUUGCAAUUUGAAGAUUAUUAAUGUCUUAGCUAUAUCCGAAAACAGGCUUUCAGGAUUGAUACCUUCUUGUGUGAGUUCUUUACCUCUCAAACACAUCCAUCUAGAGAAAAAUCAAUUGGGUGGUGGACUGGAACAUGUACUUUUCAAUUUCUCUUCACUGAUAACUUUGGAUCUUCGCAACAACAAUUUUUCAGGAAAUAUCCCACACACCAUAGGCUCACUUAAUACUCUCAACUACCUUCUCCUUAGCAAUAACAAAUUUGAAGGGGAGAUUCCAACUCAGAUUUGUAUGUUGAACAAGUUAUCUAUUGUGGAUUUAUCUUUCAAUAAGAUUUAUGGUCCACUCCCUCCUUGUUUGGGUUACUUAACACAGACCAAAAAGGAUGCAGAGAUAAGUUGGACUUAUUAUGCUGAGACUUCUAGGGGUUCAUGGUUAAAUUUUGUGGUCUGGAUGCGUUCGAAAAGGCAUUACCACGAUAGUCAUGGAAUUCGAAGAGACAUGUUUGAUGGAUGUGGAAACUCAGGUCCAGUUUUCAACGAAAAGAAACUCAUACACUUAUAAGGGAAGAAAUCUAAAAUAUAUGUCGGGUAUUGAUCUCUCAAGUAAUAGAUUAACUGGUGAAAUUCCUGUUGAGUUAGGGAACAUGAGCAAUAUACAUGCAUUGAAUCUAUCGCACAACCAUCUCAUCGGAAGAAUACCAAAUACCUUCUCCAAUCUACAGGAAAUCGAGAGUUUAGACCUUUCCUGCAACAGAUUGAAUGGGAGCAUUCCUGUUGGUCUACUUGAGCUAAAUUCGUUGGCAGUAUUCAGUGUUGCAUACAACAACUUAUCGGGUGCAGUGCCUGAUUUUAAAGCUCAAUUUGGAACUUUCAACAAAAGCAGCUACGAGGGAAAUCCUUUUCUUUGCGGUUAUCCAUUAGACAACAAGUGUGGGAUGAGUCCUAA
This is a messenger RNA of Solanum tuberosum (potato), 2118 nucleotides long. RefSeq names its product probable LRR receptor-like serine/threonine-protein kinase At4g36180. The record is from RefSeq and is a predicted model, not a curated record. The transcript has 2 exons. Lineage: Eukaryota; Viridiplantae; Streptophyta; Magnoliopsida; Solanales; Solanaceae. The coding region runs from base 82 to 1734 and encodes 550 amino acids. Gene Ontology annotation, molecular function: protein binding.